CGCGUCUCGAAAACCGCGUUCGAGUCGAGACACUUUUAUACCAGUUUCCACCCCGUCGCCCGCGUAUGACAGCUCGACUCGAAACGUCAACUCGCUCCGUCCCGUUUCAGUUCUUUUUCCGGUCGGCCAUUGGGAUCGAAAGUGAACACAUUUCACUGAACCAUCAUGGGCAAGAUUAUGAAAGUGGGUAAGGUCGUGCUCGUCCUCGGCGGACGGUACGCCGGCCGCAAGGCCAUCAUCAUGAAGACGUUCGACGACGGAACCUCCGACAAGCAGUUCGGACAUGCCCUCGUGGCCGGCAUCGAUCGCUACCCGCGACGAGUGACCCGCCGCAUGAGCAAGGCGCGCCUCCACAAGCGCUCCAAGAUAAAGCCGUUCGUCAAGAUGCUGAACUACAACCACCUGAUGCCGACGCGCUACAGCGUACCGGACGUCAGCCUCGACAACAAAUAUUCCGUCAAGGACUUGAAGGACCCGGUCAAGCGCAAGAAGGCCCGCUUCCAGAUCCGCGUCAAGUUCGAGGACCGCCACAAGUCGGGCAAGAACAAGUGGUUCUUCCAGAAGCUGCGAUUCUAAGCUGGUGCGUGUGCGACAUUACCUAACACUAUUGUCCUUAAUCGUUAAGAAGAAGAAUGCGGAAGCGGAAGGGAGGAGUUACUGUGUGUAAA
Culex pipiens pallens (northern house mosquito) is the source of this 668-nucleotide messenger RNA. RefSeq names its product 60S ribosomal protein L27 (gene RpL27). The record is from RefSeq and is a predicted model, not a curated record. Gene Ontology annotation, biological process: translation. The coding region runs from base 166 to 576 and encodes 136 amino acids. Lineage: Eukaryota; Metazoa; Arthropoda; Insecta; Diptera; Culicidae. Gene Ontology annotation, molecular function: structural constituent of ribosome. Gene Ontology annotation, cellular component: ribosome; cytosolic large ribosomal subunit. The transcript is spliced from 3 exons.